Molecule: messenger RNA, 7019 nt
Organism: Leptidea sinapis
Lineage: Eukaryota; Metazoa; Arthropoda; Insecta; Lepidoptera; Pieridae
Product: BRCA2-interacting transcriptional repressor EMSY
Exons: 6
Coding region: 103-3090 (995 amino acids)
Biological process (GO): regulation of DNA-templated transcription
Cellular component (GO): nucleoplasm
Source: RefSeq, a predicted model, not a curated record
AGUAAACAGUAUGAGUAUUAGCCAGUAGGACUUUUAUUAAAAUAUGCUUCAAAUCAUAAGACCAAUAAGUGUUUUUAUGGUGUUUAUUUCAAAGGAAUAAUCAUGUGGCCCUUGCUGCUAAACAUGACCCGCGACGAAUGUCGCCGGACGCUUCGGAGACUCGAAUUAGAAGCCUACUCGAAUAUGAUGAGUGUGUUUAGAGCACAAGGGGCAUUAGAAGAAAAUAGAACAAAAUUACUUGAAGAGCUACGCGCCGUUUUACAUAUAAGCCACGACCGACACAGCGCUGAAGCGCGUCGCGUGUCCAAUGAUGAGUUACUAGCUACAAUUGCAGAACACUUAGCUGGCCCCAACACAGGCUUGAGAUGGAUCAGCGAAGGGCGCAGAAAAAUCCCACUAUUACCACGUGGUAUACCACAAACAAUGUACACUGAGGUUGCAGACAAAGUGUCAGAAACAACAGUGCUAGAAAAUAAGGAAAUUCAAAAUAGGAUUGAAAUUGAAAAACUAGAAGCGGCAAGGACAGAUCAGGAAUGUUUACAAGAAACAGAUGGUCAAACUGAGUGCCCUAUGGACAUAGAGAGUGGUGAAGAUGCAUAUUCACCUAUUGCAUUGGAAGACCAUACCGCUAAAAUUUGGGAUACUGAAAUAAUAUGUCGAAAAAGGAAAAUACAGGAUGAAUCAUAUGACGAUACAGCUGUAAAAAACAAAAGAAACAUCCCUGUGAAUGCAAAUCAGAGGCAUUUAAAUUUAUCACAAGUGUACUCAAAGUUCUCUCAGCCUGCAGUCAGUAAAUCAUCAAGUCAAUCGAAACACUCUUACAACACAGUUAGCAAAGUGUCAACAAGUAAAUCGAACCAAACACGCGCACCUCGUACACGCAAGCCUAGACAAAACAAACAACAAAAGCAGCCUAAGUCAACGACUAAACAAAACAAGAAAUCUAAAAAUGUGGCAAUAUCUCCCAAUAAUCAGUAUAACCCAGUUUCUUUGCACUUAGAUAUUUCGGCGAACCCUAACACUUUCCAAGCAAGCUACGCCCAAUCUGUACUAGCUAAUAAAAAUAGAAAAGAUUUCACAGAUGACAACACUAAAACAAUACCGUCGGGAAUUUCCAAUGAUUCACAUACUAUGCGACUGAUCACACAACCGGAAACUAUUCCACAUGAGCCCGUAGACUCAGAGAAUACACAUCCAAAUAAUCCAAUCAUAUUAGAACCCAAAACAAUAUCUGUAUCCAAGCCAAAUGUUUCCAAGCCCUGUCAGCUGGUGUUGCAAAAGCGAGAUGCUGAAAAAAGGAUACAAGUGUCGGAUUACAAAAUCGUACAAAAAUCUAAUGAGAAUGUUAAGCUGCACUUAACAAGUCGACCUCCGGUUUUCGUUGCUCCGACUUCUACGCCAAGAACUAUGAAUACACCUGGGAAACUCGUCACUACGAAGGUUAUAGGAUCAAUACCGAAACCCCGAACUACACCUGCCCCUGUUAUAUCUGAAAAGAUGGUGGUUGUAUCCAAGCCGCUAGCAGAUCACAGAAUAACUCAUCCUAAAAUAAAUAUCACUUCAUCUUCCACUAGCACUCCCAUUAAAACCUCAUUAAGCGCAAGUUUUCCUUCAAAGACAACAGAAUCUUUGACGCCGAAAGGAAUACCGGCGACGGAUUUGAGAGUGUCGGCAAAAACAUUCGUUUUAAAUCCUAAGUCUGCACAAAAGAUGGUAGUCCUGCCGGUAAAGACGAGUAAGGAAGGUCAGCCAAUGUUUCACUUCAAAGGUAUACCUACUCCAAUGAAGCUUGUCUCUGUUAGCUCGCAACCAAAUACUUCGAUGUCAAAAUCAAACCCACUUUAUCCUAAGCCAGCGGUUGUAAAUACUUUCCCUACGAACGCUAAAAUAUUAGGAGUUGAGCCAAUAAAAACAGCAAAUCUAGCCGAUAUUGUUCCAGUCAAAGGACUCACCCCAGCUACCCAAAAAAUUACAAAUCCAAUGGUACGGCCGGUCAAUCCAAAAGGUAAUGUCAUAGUUGUGCAAAAGAGUGCGACUAUCGGUAAAGCCUUGACGUUCACUAAAAAUGGCAAUGACAUGUCAAAGAUAAUUAUGGGCAAAAAUGUGAAUAAAUUAUUGCAAGCUAAAAAAUCGGAGCCCGGCGAUCCCUCAAAGCCCGGCAACGUGAUUGUACUAGAGCUAAAUAAUGAGCAGUCGGGACGGACGACUACACUGUCGGAGAUAUUAGACAGUCGGGGCACAAGUACGGCCCGCGAAAUGGAACACAGCAGUGGAGCCAUCACAGCAGACACCCCCGUACUAUUUGAUAAUCAGAUCGUCGAAGCUAAUUGCAAUCAAAACAGCCUAGAUUCUACAACGAGUAUAAGUGACAUUGUUCCUAUGCAAGAUGCUAUUGAGAAAAACAAUAAAUCAAACUUUAGCCAUAGAGAAGAUUUAAAAAAUUCUUCGAGUGUUACUGAAUGGGAGAUGGAAUUAGAAACAGUUUCUAGAAAAGAAAAAGAUGAAGACGAUAAAUUGAACUCGCUUCAUCUGGAUCUGGGAAUGUCGAGUGAAAGCGAUAGUGAAUACAUAGUAGGGGGGAAAGGGAAGAGUGAACAUUCGUCCCAGGAUAGUUUACAGCAAGAGACACAAAGAGGGAUGAGCAGGGAAAUGUACAGCGGCUCGAGUGGAAUAUCUCUGGCGACGAGAACCAUGCUCAGUCAGCUGCAAGACGAAGAAUCGAGUAACGAUUCUUCGUUCGCGCUCAAAGCGAAAAAGUCGGACGCGAAAGAUAUUAAAAUCGAUAAGUCUGACUUGGAGGCUCUGUCUAAAGCGAAAGCGAAGUUGACGCAAAAGGUGGCAGAAGCCCAGUCGCGACAGAAGCGAAUUGACGUGUACAGUACAGCCAUCACCAGCUCCGAAAUAAACUUAGAUUCGUUUUCGUAUUUAGAUGAGGGUUUGAUGACCGGAGAUGACGUAUUCGCACAUGACAAUAAGCGGGAGAACCGUACGGACGUUCUAGACGAACACUUGAGUUACCUCGGCGAGGACUCGGCGAACUCAACAGACUCACAGACAGUAAGUGAAAGUUUGACAAGUAAUGAGCAAUAGUCGUGUAUUGGUUUGUGAAAAGGACAUGUGAUGUGAACUAAUUGACUGCCUUUUAGCAUAAUGUCAAUUGCCUUGUUUUCUGUGAAAAUAUUAUAUAGAUAUUUGUUUUUGUAAGAUAGGUCUGUGUGUGAGUGUCGAGAGGCUAUAUAUUGUCGAUUUGUGAAGAAUUUUUUAUUAAUAUUUCAAAAGCUUGAUAUUUUUAUAAACUUGUAUGUAUGUACAUUGCGUAUUUUUAUUGGUUUUUGUAUGAUUAGUUUAAUUUUAGUGUAUAAAAAUUUGGUACAAAAGUAUUUUAUUCGGCAAACUAUAUAGGUGUGAUGAUCGUUACUGCUAAUUAUUGAUACAAGAAAACUGUAAUUUUUGUGCUACAGUUUUAACUGUGUCAGAUGUCUUUCGUGUACUUAAAGGGAUGGCAUAUUCAAUGAAAAAAUAAUCAGAAUUUGUACUACAAUAUACCCACCCUUUCAACAAUAUAAUAUUAUUUCUCACGAAGGCCAAACCGCAGUUUUUAUCUGUAUGAUUUUGUAAGUAGUAACUAACGGUAGCGGUUUUAUCCCGCAACUGAUUUUAAAAUAUUAGGGCGGGUCCAAAUAUAACGCAUGAAACCGAAUGAAUGCUAUAGAACGAAAGAGAAUGUAUAGCGAGGAGAGGAGAGAUAUGAAAGAAGGGUGGCACUUUUUUGUUAUCGUUUGCGUCUUUGUUAGGGGAAAAAGCCCUUCAAAAUAGUUUGCGGAUAAAAACUCCGCCAAAUUUCUGUAUACAGAACUUAUUGGCACGAUAACGCGUUAAUUGCAAGCUGAUUUUCUCAUUUAAGAUAUUUUUUAUGUAAGAGACAUCAUUCUUAAAUGUAAGGGUCUUAACUCUCCUCACUAUACAGUCUCUUUCGCCCUCGUUAGGCUGUGGACCCGGGAUAAGGUUAGUGAGUGAGUGGUUCCAAUACUUGCGAAAUUUACAUAGAUGACAUUCUUUUCUCAUUGUAUUACAGCAAGUUUCUGUCAACAACAAUAUUUACUGAAACGAAAUCUAUCUUCACUGUUAAAUUCAUGGAUAAUUUCGAGGUUUUUAAUUAUAGUGUUGGAUACACGUCGCGAUUAACCAUCAGCGGCUAUAGCGGUUAACCGCUUGCUGAGAAAGAAAAGCCACAGUGCGGCCGAAACUGUGGUUACCGAAAUAUCAUGUCAUAUGCAUUAAAUGUAAAAUGCGAAUAUAUAUACAUAUCUCUUUGGAAUGUAUAAAAAUGAUUGUUAUAUCAUAUUAUUAAUAAAAUACUUAGAAAGUUUAUAAUGCUCAAGCUAUAUGGUAUUCCUAUUAUUUAUUGUAUAUGUAAAUUAUAAGAUAAUUAAUUUUCAGUCCCUGUAAUUAUGUCAACAUUUCUGUCCUUGUACGAGAGUAAGAGAUUUUAAAUUAAAGUUAUUGGGGUUGAGCAGGUUAUCGAAUGUAAAGUAGAUCCUGUAGAUGGAGCCACAACCUGAGAGUUGUAUCAGACAUAGCAAAAUUUCGGUCGAUGCGUCUCUCGGACGGUUGUCUCGGUACCUAAGAGGCGCGGGUUCGAGACCCGCAUCGACCAGGAAUUUUGGUACAAAUUAAAUUUGUAGAUUUUAAAUUAAUAAUUGAACGAUAUUUUUUAUACAGAACUGAUAAAAUAAUUCACUUGUUAAAACUAACUUUUGACUUAGCGUCUUAAGAAAUAUAUUAUGCUGAUAAUAAGAUAUAUUAAUUAUACUGUAAGAUGAUACUAUCAGCAAUUUUAUUUUUGGUCGAUAUCAGUGUAGCAGGUCUACAUUAUAAUGUACCAUGGGAAAGCCCCCACAUAGUUUACAAUGAAAAUCCAGUUGAGUAUCAUAAUAUUAAAUUGAUAAGCGAACUGAAAGUGUUCAGCAAGUGUUAUUUUAUGUCAAUAGUUCAUUCAAAUUAGAAAAAAAACAUUUUUUUAAAUUCAAAUUAGCAUUUUUUAUUCACUUAUUGAACGUCCAAAACGACCAACCGAUCCAUGCCUUCUUAGAAAAUUCUUUUCAAUUUCGUACAUUGUACAUCGCCCAACAAUAGACUCACUCGAAUUAACCGAGUAGUAGGCAUAAUAAGUUUAAAAAACCGCAAAGUACACCGGAAAUGUGUUACAUCAAUAUAAUAAAAAUAUAGUUUUUUUAAACUUUAAUUUUUUUUCUUCUUUUAACGAAUGUUAGUAUUAUUAUUAACAAGCCUGGUGCUCCUGGUAAGUCUAUAAGGGCAACAUUGUUUAGUGAUCGGUCCUUUAUACGUUCAAAUUAACGUAGACUGGAUGUUUUGAAAUGGUUAAAAAUCACUUUAAAGGUGUCUGUAACAUACAUAGAUACACGUGAAGCAAUAAAGGACUUGUCUGCGAACGAACAAUCGCGCACGAAAAAUCUCCCUUCUCGUCGCCUCGCCCACAUACUUUGUGUCUUUCGCUACAUAGUUUUCUUUCGCCUAAUUCGUUAUAUGUGGACCGGCCAUUAAUAAUAAUAAUAAAUGAAUAAUGUGUUCAUCGAUCUUUAUAAUUAGAAAUAAUCAUAGUAUUUAUAUAUAAUUUAACAAAUUGGUAUGUAGAUACUAUAAAAUAAAUAAAACAGAAAUAAGAGCAUUUCAACUUUUCGAUUAACAUAAAAUAAUGAAACGAACCGUGUGUAUUUUAAUAAGUAUUUUUAUAUUAUGGUGCGUACAGAUUGGUGAAAUAUAACAUGAAAUGUAUCAUGCAAUGAAAGAAUUCGCCGUAGACAUCGCUGUAAUGCGCGUGUACGGCGAAUUCAUUGCAAGCCGAACGAACAUUCGAGCACGUUCGUGACAGAAUGGCGGAAACACGUACGCGAGGUUUGUAGUGAAUGUGCGGUACGAACGCGCUAUGGUCCACGGGUGCAGCGAACAUGCAAUGAAAGGUAGAAUGAUACAUUUCAUGUUACCUUACACCAGUCUGUACUCACCUUUAAAUCAGAAAGCAUUUAAAAUGUUAGGCUUAGACACAAACGGUAUUAGAUGUUGUUUGGUCAUGAACAGGAAUGAAUACGUUUUAAGUACAAACUCCGAUUACAAUAUUAUGGAUUCUUGAAAUUCCCUGCGCGAACGAUAUGUAAAGGUUGUUUAAUUCAUAUACUUACAAUAUACCGGCGUAUAGACGAACUGAUAGCCCGAUAGUGAUGUAAGUAAAUGUAAAAAGUACGACAAUGUCUAUACUAAGGAGCUUAUAUACAAAAUACUAAGGAGCUAAUGUCAAGCGUGGCUGGCUGUUCAAAAUCGGUCACAGCCAAAAAAAAAAUUACUUUCCAUUUCUAAUUUGUUCCAUUCGUUGAAUAUUUUCUCUCCCGUACCCUUUGUUUGUCUAUAGCACGGACGAGUAAAAAACGUAGGACUCCGCUUCGUGAUAUUAGCAAGUGAAGCACCGUUAUGCUAGUGUGUGUGCGGUUACGGGGGAUACUAGUUAAACAAUUAUUUCUCCCUGAUAUCAUCAUAUAUGGCCACAAAUACUUAUAUAGUAUCGUUAUCACAACGCACGACGGCAUUUUUAAUAAAAAUAAUUUAUUGAGACGCAAACUGAUCUGUCAAAGACGAUGACAAUUCUCAUAAUGGCCGCCUUCAGCCUGUAGUAGUGUGAGUGUGUGCGUCGGGCUAUGUAUUUACACGUUAAUCGGCUUGUUUUCGUGCUACACUGUUAUGUAAGGUGACACGGAGUCCUUAUUUUUUUACUAGUCCGUGGUCUAUAGUAGUAUAUUGUAAGUCUAUGGUCUAUAACUAAAUAAGGUAUUUUUUGUGUUUUAUUGAUUAGAGCCCCUCAAAAUUAAAUAAGUUAUCCUUUACAGCUAAUCAUCUAGAUGGCUGUUUAGCGAAAACACUCGAUUGUUUUGCAUACAGUUGGGCUAUUAUGUAUUUAUAUUACUGAUAUAUCUACCAAAAAAAAAGAACAUACUAUAGUAAAAACU